CGAUCGACACUGAUUCAGUAUCAUCAAAUCUCUCUCUCUCUCUCUCUCUCUCUCUCUCUGCUGUCUAAUCGGAAUUAAAACAGUUUGCUCUGAGACGUCUGCUGGACAAACCAUCUGCUUCAAAAAUGUCUCUGCUGCAGCUCACAGGACAUCUAUUAUUCAUCGUCAUCUCCAUUUCAUCAACAUUUGCCUCUGAAUCCACCGUGCCCUAUCCGAUCACCUGUGAGACCCGUGGAGUUGACCUGAAGGAUGAUGUCGACGUGGUCCUGUGUCCGCCGGACUGCACACAGGGCAGAGUGUCGGUGUUUGGAACAGGGAUCUACGCCUCCAUCUCGUCCGUCUGCGGCGCUGCGGUUCAUCGGGGCGUCCUGAGAUCAAGUGGAGGACCCGUUAAGAUACACAAACAGCAGGGACGAAAAAACUACAUAAGUUCUCACGCUCAUGGAAUCCAAUCACAAAGUCUGGUUCGCUGGAGCUCCUCUUUUACUCUAACCAAGCCAGUAACUUCUCCACAAGAGUUGACCAGUGACGGCAGCGCCACCGUCCUGCCUCCAAUGGAACAGCCAGCUGCUAAAAAAGAGAGCAAAGUGAAGAAGCCGUCGGUGAAGAAAGCUCUGACAGGAGGAAACAGAGAAUGUCAAGUCGACCUGGCCAUGGUGUUGGACAGCAGUAAAAACAUCGGGCAGCGACGCUUCAACCUACAGAAAAACUUUGUGUCCAAACUGGCAGCCAUGAUGAAAGUGGGGUCCACUGGGCCACACGUGGGUCUGGUACAGGCCAGUGAUUUACCAAAGACAGAGAUCUUUCUGACCAACUACACUCAGCCUAAAGAGCUGCUGUUUGCUAUAAAAGAGCUGAGCUACAUGGGAGGAAACAGCAACACAGGGAAAGCCAUCAAACACACAGCUCAGACCUUCUUCCAGCAGGAGAACGGAGGCAGACGAGGUCACCCUCGGGUCAUGCUGGUGCUGGUGGACGGCUGGCCAUCUGAUGAUUUGGAGCAGGCUGCUACCUACGCCCGUGAAUCUGGAAUCAACGUGUUCUUAGUGUCUGUGGCCAAACCAGUACCAGAGGAAGUGACCAUGGUGCAAGACAAGGACUUCGCCAAGAAGGCUGUUUGUAAAGACAACAGUUUCUUCAGUCACCAGAUCACCAGCUGGUUCAGUACAACCAAACAUGUCAAACCUCUGUCCCAGAAACUCUGCUCAACCAACAACAUGCUCUGCAGUAAAACCUGCUACAACUCCGUCAACAUCGCCUUCCUUAUCGACGGCUCGUCCAGCGUUGGAGACACAAACUUCCGUCUGAUGCUGGAUUUCAUGACAGGAAUCGUCAGGAGCUUCGAGAUCUCAGACAUGGGAUCUCGCGUUGGUGUAGUGCAGUUCACCUACGAGCAGAGGACGGAGAUAGGUCUGUCUGACUACACGAAGAAAGAGGACGCGCUCAACGCCCUGCAGAAUAUCCGCUACAUGAGCGGGGGCACGGCCACGGGGGCCGCCAUCACCUACACCGCAGACAUGCUCUUCAAAAACACAGGUCCAGGUCGCAACUUCAUGAUUUUAGUGACAGAUGGUCAGUCAUAUGACGAGGUGAUACAUCCGGCGGAGCAGGCUCGCAAUCAAGGUAUUACCUUUUACUCAGUGGGCGUGGCUUGGGCUCCUCACGAAGACCUUAAAGCCAUGGCUUCAGAACCAAAGGACAGUCACAUGUUCUUCAGCCGAGAGUUCACUGGUCUGUCAGAGUUCGUUGAGCCCAUCGUUAAAGGAAUCUGCCGAGAUUUUACUGAGAAAAAUUGAGAACACAACACACACACACACACACUCACACACACACAUACACACUUAUGUAUUUGUGACAAAAUCACAUCGAAUCAAAACCAAACAAUGUUCAAAGACCUCACUGCAGGUGAAAUAAAACUGGCCCCACCGUGGUGAUAGAAUCAAGAUGAUCUUUUGGCUGUAGACUCAACACAGAGCCACAAAGAUUGUCUGUAUUUAUGUUGAAGAUUUGUCACUGUUAAUCCACGUAUAUUAUACCAAAAUACAUACCAAAACAAUGAAGUCUGAGGAAGGAAAUCAAGUAAAAAAGCUGUCGUCCAAAAUGUCCUCACAUGUGGCAAAAUAAACAUUGGUCCUCGUAAUGACAGAAUGACAGGAACACACACUGUAUAUAUACAUAUAUAUAUACAUAUACAUUAUACACACUGAUACUGACACAUAUGUGUGAAAACACAUGUAUAUAAAAGACUAACAGUGUAGAAAAUACUUUUAUACACAAAAAGAAACAUGUAAGUAUUUAAGGAGCAGGACAUGUAAACUGUAACAACAGAAACUAAACAGUCACUUAUUUUAAAGUAAACCAACAGCAGCACUCACAUGAGUGUAUUGUAUUUACUGGACUUUAAUCAAAAAUAACCAUUAUAUAUUUUUUACAGGAACUUACAAAAUUUCAGUGAAAUCAUGAAAAAUACUGCUGAUGAAAGGGUAAUAAAAAGUACCAAAUCAACAUUUCCUACUGUGUACUAAAAACAACAAACAAGAUUUCUGUAAAAUAACUAAAUAAUGAAGAAAUUUGCUCACAGAACAGACAAAGUUAAAAUUUGAUAAAGUAGAAAAGCAUACAAACAUUUAUCUUAUUAUGAAAGAUUUUGUUUACAGGAGCUCAACAAUACAUUUCUCUAAUUACGAUUAUAUCAAUUUAGUGUCAUUCCUACAGUAAAGUCACGUUUUCUUCCAAUCCAUCACUUUAUAAAAAUACAUUUCAACUUAAAAAAAAACAUUUUAUUGUUGUAAGAAAACGGAUUUCAAAUGAAGCAGCUCAUGACGCAUAUAUCGAUCUUCAAACAGUAUAGCAUCUUAGCACACAUGCUAGCAUGCUAACAGUGAAGUUUACACUUUCUGAAGAAAAUCACCUUUUGUGUUCUUGAGUGUUUGUGUAGACAACACAACAAAUGCUUUUUCUUCUUCUAUUUGUGUAAACAAUGCUUCAGCAGAAAACAAACAAACAUAUACAUACGGUAUAUAUAUAUGUUUCAGUUUGUUCUUCAGCAUCCAGGUUUAUUCGUGAUGUUUGCAUGUCGUUUAUCUAAAAUUAAACUUAAAUUGAUGUUUAGAAGGUUUUGGCAUGUAGAAAAAUGUCCUUUUGUGUCUGUUUGGAAGAAGAGCUGGUGUUUGUUAAGUAAUAAAAUAAACAAUUACAAAGAAAAGUC
Cynoglossus semilaevis (tongue sole) is the source of this 3208-nucleotide messenger RNA. It is a transcript of the gene coch, whose product is annotated as coagulation factor C homolog, cochlin (Limulus polyphemus). Lineage: Eukaryota; Metazoa; Chordata; Actinopteri; Pleuronectiformes; Cynoglossidae. The transcript is spliced from 15 exons. The record is from RefSeq and is a predicted model, not a curated record. The coding region runs from base 126 to 1796 and encodes 556 amino acids.